CCAAGAUGUCGCGGGACGGUAUCUUUGAGCGGUUGCAGAACCAGGGAUCUCUGUGACAGGAUCUUGGCGGAGGCGCUUAAUAGGCGGCAGGUGGAGGGAGCGAAUCUGAGGCUGCAGCGAUCCGGCAGGGCCGGGUCUGGGCGCCGAGGACGUCCCGGCCGCGGGGCGUGACUGGUGGCGACCGUGCGGGAGCUGGGGGUGUGAGGUCCCCGAGACGAAUAAUGCCCCGCAGCCCCCCGGGAAGCGGGGAAGCCAGACUCCACGGGACAGCUUCAUGCCGCCGACUGGUUUAGAGCCCGCCAGAAUGAACAGGAAGAAAGGAGACAAGGGCUUUGAAAGCCCCCGGCCAUAUAAAUUGGGAUUUGUGGAACUGACUAUAUUUCCCACGGUUGCAAACUUGAAUAGAAUCAAAUUGAACAGCAAACAGUGUAGAAUAUACCGAGUAAGGGUCAACGAUUUAGAGGCUGCUUUUAUUUAUAAUGAUCCAACCUUGGAAGUUUGUCACAGUGAAUCAAAACAGAGAAAUCUCAACUAUUUUUCUAAUGCUUAUGCAUCUGCAGUUAGUGCCGUGGAUCCUGAUGCAGGAAAUGGAGAACUUUGCAUUAAGGUUCCAUCAGAGCUGUGGAAACACGUCGAUGAGUUAAAGGUCCUGAAGAUACACAUCAAUUUUUCUUUGGAUCAGCCAAAAGGAGGUCUUCAUUUUGUAGUACCCAGUGUAGAAGGAAGUAUGGCAGAGAGAGGUGCUCAUGUUUUCUCUUGUGGGUAUCAGAAUUCUACAAGAUUUUGGUUCCCUUGUGUUGAUUCAUACUCUGAAUUGUGUACGUGGAAAUUAGAAUUCACAGUAGAUGCAGCCAUGGUGGCUGUUUCCAAUGGAGAUUUGGUGGAAACAGUGUAUACCCAUAAUAUGAGGAAAAAGACCUUCCAUUACAUGCUUACUAUCCCUACUGCAGCGUCAAAUAUCUCUUUGGCCAUUGGACCAUUUGAAAUACUUGUAGAUCCGUAUAUGCAUGAAGUUACUCCUUUUUGUCUACCCCAACUUCUUCCAUUGCUAAAACAUACCACAUCAUACCUUCAUGAAGUCUUUGAAUUUUAUGAAGAAAUUCUUACAUGUCGAUAUCCAUACUCCUGUUUUAAGACUGUAUUCAUUGAUGAGGCUUAUGUUGAAGUGGCUGCUUAUGCUUCCAUGAGCAUUUUUAGCACAAAUCUUUUACACAGUGCCAUGAUUAUAGAUGAGACACCUUUGACUAGAAGGUGUUUAGCCCAGUCAUUGGCCCAGAAAUUUUUUGGGUGUUUCAUAUCCAGAAUGUCUUGGUCUGAUGAGUGGGUGUUGAAGGGAAUUUCAGGCUAUAUUUAUGGACUUUGGAUGAAAAAAACUUUUGGUGUUAAUGAGUACCGCCAUUGGAUUAAAGAGGAGCUAGACAAAAUAGUGGCAUAUGAACUAAAAACUGGUGGAGUUUUACUACAUCCUAUAUUCGGUGGAGGAAAGGAGAAGGAUAAUCCAGCUUCCCAUCUACAUUUUUCAAUAAAGCAUCCACAUACACUUUCUUGGGAAUACUACACUAUGUUUCAGUGUAAAGCUCACCUUGUGAUGAGACUGAUUGAAAAUAGGAUCAGUAUGGAAUUUAUGCUACAAGUUUUCAAUAAACUGCUAAGUCUGGCUAGUACUGCUUCAUCACAGAAGUUCCAGUCACAUAUGUGAAGUCAGAUGUUGGUUUCCACAUCUGGAUUUUUGAAAUCCAUUUCAAAUGUCUCUGGCAAAGACAUCCAGCCUUUAAUAAAGCAGUGGGUAGACCAGAGUGGAGUGGUAAAAUUUUAUGGAAGUUUUGCAUUUAAUAGGAAACGAAAUGUCUUAGAAUUGGAAAUAAAACAAGAUUAUACAUCUCCUGGAACUCAGAAAUAUGUGGGACCACUUAAAGUGACAGUGCAGGAGUUAGAUGGAUCCUUCAAUCAUACAUUGCAAAUUGAAGAAAACAGCCUUAAACAUGAUAUACCCUGCCAUUCCAAAAGCAGAAGGAAUAAAAAGAAAAAAAUCCCACUGAUGAAUGGAGAAGAAGUUGAUAUGGAUCUUUCCGCAAUGGAUGCUGAUUCCCCUUUGCUGUGGAUAAGGAUAGACCCAGAUAUGUCAGUAUUGAGGAAGGUAGAAUUUGAGCAAGCUGAUUUUAUGUGGCAAUAUCAGCUCCGCUAUGAGAGGGAUGUUGUUGCACAGCAGGAAUCCAUUUUGGCCUUGGAAAAAUUCCCUACUCCAGCAUCUCGGCUUGCACUCACUGAUAUUUUAGAACAAGAGCAGUGUUUCUACCGAGUAAGAAUGUCAGCUUGCUUCUGCCUUGCAAAGAUUGCAAAUUCUAUGGUGAGCACAUGGACAGGACCACCAGCCAUGAAAUCACUCUUUACUAGAAUGUUUUGUUGUAAAACUUGUCCAAACAUUGUGAAAACAAACAACUUUAUGAGCUUUCAAAGUUACUUUCUACAGAAGACUAUGCCAGUUGCAAUGGCUUUAUUAAGAGAUGUUCAUAACCUUUGUCCCAAAGAAGUGUUAACAUUUAUUUUAGAUUUAAUCAAGUACAAUGACAACAGGAAAAAUAAGUUUUCAGAUAACUAUUAUCGUGCAGAAAUGAUCGAUGCCCUGGCCAACUCUGUUACACCUGCCGUCAGUGUAAAUAACGAAGUUAGAACUUUGGAUAAUUUAAAUCCUGAUGUGCGACUUAUUCUUGAAGAAAUCACCAGGUUUUUGAAUAUGGAAAAACUUCUUCCAAGUUAUAGACAUACCAUCACUGUUAGUUGUUUGAGAGCUAUUCGGGUGCUUCAGAAGAAUGGGCAUGUACCAAGUGAUCCAGCUCUUUUUAAAUCUUAUGCUGAAUAUGGCCACUUUGUGGACAUUAGGAUAGCAGCUUUGGAAGCAGUCGUUGAUUAUACUAAAGUGGACAGGAGUUAUGAAGAACUGCAAUGGCUACUUAAUAUGAUUCAGAAUGACCCUGUGCCCUAUGUAAGGCAUAAGAUUCUAAACAUGUUGACUAAGAACCCACCAUUUACUAAGAACAUGGAUUCUCCCUUAUGCAAUGAAGCCCUGGUAGAUCAACUUUGGAAACUUAUGAAUUCUGGUACUUCACAUGACUGGAGAUUACGGUGUGGUGCUGUGGACUUGUACUUCACACUUUUUGGCCUUAGUAGACCUUCAUGUUUACCCUUGCCAGAACUUGGAUUGGUUCUUAAUCUAAAGGAGAAAAAAGCUGUCUUGAAUCCUACUAUAAUUCCAGAGGCCAUAGCAGGCAACCAAGAAGCUGUGAAUAAUCCAAGCAGUCACACACAGCUAGUUGGAUUUCAGAACCCUUUCUCAAAUUCUCAAGAUGAGGAAGAGAUUGAUAUGGAUACUGUUCAUGAUAGCCAGGCCUUCAUUUCCCAUCAUUUGAACAUGCUUGAAAGGCCGUCAACUCCAGGGCUCUCUAAGUUUCGGCCGGCCAGCUCCCGAUCUGCCUUAAUACCCCAGCAUUCAUCAGGCUCUGACAGCACACCCACCACAAAACCCCAGUGGAGUAUGGAACUUGCACGGAAGGCAGCAGUUGUUUAAAUCAGUCUCUACAUAGGUAAAGAACAAUCACCUUUGGAGAUGAGUAUGCACCCAGUGCCAGCAGCUCCACUCUCAGUGUUUACUAAGGAAUCUACGUCCUCCAAACAUAGUGACCACCAUCACCAUCAUCACCACGAACACAAGAAAAAGAAGAAGAAGCACAAGCAUAAGCAUAAACACAAACAUAAGCAUGACAGUAAAGAAAAGGACAAGGAGCCUUUCACUUUCUCCAGCCCUGCCAGUGGCAGGUCUAUUCGUUCCCCAUCCCUUUCAGACUGAGAAGGAGCAAAGAGACCUUUCCCUCUGUGUCCAGAAGAAUGUAUGUAACUAAAGCUUUGUCCUCUGUAAGAAUGAUAGAAAGAGGGGUUGGUGAGGUAGAGAUUUGCUUCUCUUAUAGACAUUCAGAAUCCAUUUAAGUUGUAAACAUUUGAUUUACAUUAUUUAUACAAAUGAGAUCUAAUUAGGAAAAUGUGUUUUACAGUUCUGGAUAAACUAUUUCAUCCCCUGUUUCCUUCUUAAAACACAUCCACACAAAGCAAACUUCUUUUCAUAAAAGCCCCCAGUCCACUGGCACUCCCCAUUCACAUCAUGGUCUCCAUGUGUUCUGCCAAAGUCAAUUAUGUUUAAAAGCCUUUGAUGGAUGUUACGGGGCAAAGUUAUGUUUUAAACAGAAGCAACUGCCAAAUCUGUGGUGCAACCACUCUUUCCACUGAGAUAUUGUAUAACGCCACUUGGAACUACUGAAAAGACAGAGAGGCUUUUCUAUAGGACUCUUCCCUAUCACACCAUUUUUUGUGUUAACCAUAGACACUAAGCAUCAGAAUUUAUGAACAAAAAAUGUUAUAUUUCCUUUUGCUCUAAAACAUUGAAAUAUUUGGAAGCAGUUCUUUUUAAAAAAAUUUUGAGUAUCUAUCAAAAGAUAAGAUAGCACAUUCAGUGAUUAUAAUGUUGGAAUUUAGCAGAACUGUGGAAUCCACAAUUGUUUUCAAAUCAAGAUGUUUAAAUUUUAAGUUGUUUUGUUUUCCAAUAAGUGUAAGUGAAUAUGUUCAUAUGUAAAAUGUUUUGCUAAAUGUGGGCAGUUUACACAGCCAACACAUAUUCUUUCUAAAAUUAUUUCUGUAUAACACAAAGUAUGAUACCUUAAAAAAGGUGAGUUUAUAUGUUUAUUAACUUGGAUAUUGACAGUUAGCUCUUUUGUGAGUAUACCAGAAGCAUUGAUAAACGUAUGAAACAUUUUGGUUUCAUAGUUUAACCGUUUGUAUGGUUGUUUUUAUUUCUGAAUUUACCAUAUGCUUUAUUGUUUAUUUAAGAAUUUUUUUAUUCUGUUCAGUUUUUAUCAUUUCCCUCUUAGAUAGUUUAAGAAAACACUUGUUUUCAGAAUAGAUGCUACAGAUUUAAAAAGGAAUCCAAUAAUGUUGGACUUUUAAAUAUACUUUUAGUUGUGUUUAACUUGUUUAAUAAAUAACUUUA
Molecule: messenger RNA, 5035 nt
Organism: Nycticebus coucang (slow loris)
Lineage: Eukaryota; Metazoa; Chordata; Mammalia; Primates; Lorisidae
Product: transcription initiation factor TFIID subunit 2-like
Biological process (GO): transcription initiation at RNA polymerase II promoter
Cellular component (GO): transcription factor TFIID complex
Molecular function (GO): chromatin binding; transcription cis-regulatory region binding; RNA polymerase II general transcription initiation factor activity
Source: RefSeq, a predicted model, not a curated record